GGGUCAUGUAUGAUUUUGCUGCUGAACCAGGAAACAAUGAGCUGACGGUUAGUGAGGGGGAGAUCAUCACAAUAACUAAUCCGGACAUUGGUGGAGGAUGGCUGGAAGGGAGGAACAGCAAAGGAGAGCGGGGCCUCGUUCCUACGGACUACGUGGAGAUUUUACCCAGUGAUGGAAAAGAUCAGUUUGCUUGUGGAAACUCAGUGGCUGACCAGGCUUUCCUUGAUUCCCUCUCAGCGAGCACAGCUCAAGCCACCUCGUCCUCUGCCAACAGCAACAGCCAGGUCAGUGGCAGCAAUGACCCCUGGUCAGCCUGGAAUGCCCCCAAAUCUGGGAACUGGGACAAUUCAGAUGGCUGGGGCAUGAGACCAGAGGGGGCUGGCACUCAGAGAAACAGUGCCAACAACUGGGAUACUGCCUUCGGCCACCCCCAAGCCUACCAAGGACCAGCAACUGGUGAUGAUGAUGACUGGGAUGAAGACUGGGAUGACCCCAAGUCCUCUUCACCUUACUGCAAGGACACAGAGUCGACUGAAGCAGGAGGCAUCCAGCGAGGAAACAGUCGUCCAGGUGCCUCUUCCAUGAAGCUGCCACUUAACAAAUUUCCUGGAUUUGCAAAACCUGGAAUGGAACAGUAUUUGUUGGCCAAGCAACUAACAAAACCCAAAGAGAAAAUUCCCAUCAUUGUUGGAGAUUAUGGCCCAAUGUGGGUUUAUCCUACCUCUACGUUUGACUGUGUGGUAGCAGAUCCCAGGAAAGGCUCCAAAAUGUAUGGUCUUAAGAGCUACAUCGAAUACCAACUAACACCUACAAACACUAAUCGAUCAGUAAACCACAGAUAUAAGCACUUUGACUGGUUGUACGAACGUCUCCUGGUUAAGUUUGGGUCCGCCAUUCCAAUCCCUUCUCUUCCAGACAAGCAGGUCACAGGUCGCUUUGAAGAAGAAUUUAUCAAAAUGCGCAUGGAGAGGCUUCAGGCCUGGAUGACAAGGAUGUGCCGGCACCCCGUGGUCUCAGAAAGUGAGGUUUUCCAGCAGUUCCUGAAUUUCCGAGAUGAGAAGGAAUGGAAAACUGGAAAGAGGAAGGCGGAGAAAGACGAGCUGGUGGGAGUCAUGAUAUUCUCCACCAUGGAACCGGAGGCUCCAGACUUGGACUUGAUAGAAGUAGAACAGAAGUGCGAGGCUGUGGGGAAGUUCACCAAGGCCAUGGAUGACGGUGUGAAGGAGCUGCUGACCGUGGGCCAGGAGCACUGGAAACGUUGCACAGGACCAUUACCCAAGGAAUAUCAGAAGAUAGGGAAGGCCUUGCAGAGCCUAGCAGCAGUGUUUAGUUCUAGCGGUUAUCAAGGUGAAACGGAUCUGAAUGAUGCAAUAACAGAAGCUGGGAAGACUUAUGAGGAGAUUGCCAGUCUUGUGGCAGAACAGCCAAAGAAGGACCUCCACUUCCUGAUGGAGUGCAAUCAUGAGUACAAAGGCUUUCUUGGGUGCUUCCCGGACAUUAUUGGUGCUCACAAGGGAGCAAUAGAAAAAGUUAAAGAAAGUGAUAAGCUAGUUGCAACUAGUAAAAUCACCCCUCAAGACAAGCAGACCAUGAUACAGCGAGUCGGCACCAUGUCCUACGCUUUGCAAGCGGAGAUGAAUCACUUCCAUAGUAACCGGAUCUACGAUUACAACAGUGUCAUCCGCCUCUACCUGGAGCAGCAAGUGCAGUUCUAUGAAACAAUUGCAGAAAAGCUGAGGCAGGCCCUCAGCCGCUUUCCAGUCAUGUAGAACAGAACGGAACAUGAAGAAAACGCCCGAGUGCUUCCUUCUGACUUGGGACAACACAACUCAGAGUUAUUUUUCCCUAUCGUACAAGAGAGAGAAGAAGGAAGAAAACCAAAAAGAAAUGAGUGGGAAAAGCGUUUUCUCUCUUAACCAGCCUGAACGCACUGCUUUGGGGUGGUCCCCUUUGCUUCAUCUUGAUACUCAUUAGUUUCUCAAUGGAAAAAUGUCUAUUUUUGGAAAACACUUAAAUUUAUCAAGAUUUUGAAUGGAGAAUUAGGGGUUCCUCCUUCUGGUAUUUUACAUAGAUCGUAAUUUAUACAUUACCCAUGAUCUUCCAGUUCUUACCCAAUGUCAGAUAAUUAGUUACUAAUUGCUUUCUUAAAAAUACAAGAUAUGCCAGAAUAAAAAUAUAUGUUUGUAUAUUUUUAUAACUUUUCCAGUCCUUUGGGGUCCUGUCUGUUUAGGGAGUCUGCAUACCCUUCACUGCUGUAGCUACAAUUCAAGUGCUCGCAUUUGAGGAGGGGGGAAGCAAAGGGGAUUCCCAAACUGCCUAAACCCCGAGGUGUGUGGCGGCAAGGCCGUGGCAUGUCCCAUUUGCUGGGUGCGGCAGAUGAGCACAUCCUGCCUUUCCACUGCUGCCUGCACAGUCAUUUCCCUGUGCGGCUUGUGUGGAGGUCGGCACUCUCUUUGCAUUCCUUCCUAAUUCCAGGUAAGGCACGUUUUAUGCUAGAAAUAAGUCAGAAAAGUUGAGGGUUUUUUAACUUCCCUGCCUUUGUCCCCUCCACCCCAGGGGGUAGAUCCUGUUCCUCUGCCCAGGAAGACCUGGGGUAAAGAACAGUCAGCCUCCUCCAGAACUUCCAACCCUUCCACUCUUGGUCCUCAGAUGUCCAUCAGAUGGAAGGAGGUGCUGCAAGCUGUCUGAUCUGAAGCAGAGGGCUGGUCUGUGUUCUCUGAAAAGAUGGAAACCUGAGUUAAGCACCUGAUUGUCCCAGCAAAUGGGAAAACUCAGGAACCAAGACAGGUGGUAGCUUGAAGGUUGAGCAGCAGUAAGCUGACGAGUACAGGAUGACACCGUGUGACUGUCCUGACCUUCAGAGGUCCUGAUGCAUCCGCUGGUGGCACGGUGCACAGCAGGGUCUCAGCCAGCUGUUGGCUUGAAGUCUGACCACACUCAUGCUGCCUUCCUCCUGGACAGUAGCCCCCUCCACAGGUGCCUUACAGCCUGAUCCACUGCUUUUGUUUUUCUGACCUGAUGAUUCUAUUGUAGAGAAUGGGAAGUCUGGGCAAGCAUAAAUAAAUGAAACCAAAAAAUAAAUAGCUGAGAAAAAUCAAACACAAGGAUGAGAACUUGUUCAGUAUCACGGGUUUUUGUUAAUAUUUUAUAAGUAAUUUUCCCCACUUGAUUUUUCUUUUAUAAAAUCCCAUAGAACAGUGUUUAUGAUACAGCCAUUUAAUAUAUGUACAAAUUGUAAAGAAUAUGUAUAUUUUACAUAAAUGUAAGAGCAUGUAGACACCAAUAUAUAAAUAAAUUGUUUUUAAAAACUGUACAGUAAAUUCUCAAAGCACUGUU
Messenger RNA from Nannospalax galili (Upper Galilee mountains blind mole rat), 3336 nucleotides. RefSeq names its product sorting nexin 9 (gene Snx9). The coding region runs from base 6 to 1769 and encodes 587 amino acids. Gene Ontology annotation, molecular function: protein binding; phosphatidylinositol binding. Gene Ontology annotation, biological process: plasma membrane tubulation; mitotic cytokinesis; cleavage furrow formation. Gene Ontology annotation, cellular component: cytoplasmic vesicle; plasma membrane. The transcript has 17 exons. Lineage: Eukaryota; Metazoa; Chordata; Mammalia; Rodentia; Spalacidae. The record is from RefSeq and is a predicted model, not a curated record.